UGUGUGUGUGGGAGGGUCGAUGUAUGUGUAUUUGUGUGUGUGCGUGUGUGUGUGUCUGAACAGUAUACGGGGUCCAGUUCACCCAAAGGGACCCGGUCAGAGCACACACAGAGCAGUCUCACCCCAAAGCAGCGCUGGCACCAGAGAGGAGGACCCUGGGAUUCCAGGCUGCUGCAGGCAGAUGCCCUUGGAGUGAGAACCGGAUGAAGAUUACGCCCUCGGAGAUGGAACAGACGGACACACACUCCCACUAAGAGGCUCGUCUGUCAGGGACUCGUCGUUUCGUUUUUCCCUUUGGCUCGGUGGACACACCUAACGCGUUCCGUUCCCCGAGCCUGUCCAUGGACCACACUGGCCUGUUCUGUGCGACUGCGACGCAUCAGUCCUGGAAUGGACCCAAAGGCUCCACCUUCUCGCCUGACUGGAAAGACUCGUUGACCUUCCUGACGCCCGACGUCAUCAAGCCUCCACCGCCGGCCAACCAGCCCGCCAUGGCCGGUCUCCAUCACCCGCACGGAGUGUUCGUCUCGGCCUCCGGGCCCAGAGUGGGGCCCAUGGAUCAGAACCAAGUGGCCGCCAUGAUGAUCGAGCAGAGCUACGCCACGGUGCAGAAGGAUCGCCGGGGCCGACCACUCAGUGCCAUCGACCCCCACCGGCGUUCCCAGUCGCUGUGUGCGGCGGCCGCCGCUGCCGGUGUGGCGGUCCCUGACACCGACCUGGUGACCCUGCGGCGCAGGUGCGAGAGCUACGCCAUGGCGUACCCGAGCAGCAGCUCGGACGACAGCGGCAGCGACAGCGCCUCCACCAGGAAGGCCGAGCUCCUGCUGCCGGACGCCGUCCCCCGGCCCCGGGCCCGCAGCAUCGUCCUGCGGAAGCCCAAGCAGCGUCCGGCGCCCCCGACGCGCACCGUCUCCCUGGGCAAGGCCGGCGAACGCCGCUGCCAGAGCCUCUACAUCCCCCGGGACCUGCACGCCACCCUGCUGCCCGACCUCAUCCCCAUCGGCUCCAAGCUGGAGGACGGCGAGCAGAGCCCCCUGCCUGCGGACAGCGGCGUCGCCGCCGCUAAGCUGAAGACCUCGACGUCCGCGUCUGCGUCGUCCACGCACUCGAGGCCCCUCAACGAGCUGAGGUCCAGCGAGCCGUGCAAGUCCCAGCCGAGCUCCGCCGUCCCGCCACCACCGCCACCGAGGGUCCCCGCGAGCGAGACGGCCAAGACCCCGAGCAGCUCGGACUCCCUCACCUCCCCGACCUCCUCCUCCCGCUCGUCCCCUUCGCAGCCGCCCGCCACGUCCCCCUCCAAGCCCACCGGCUCCACGUCGCCCUCCAGCGGCUACUCCAGCCAGUGCGAGACGCCCACCAGCUCGGUGCGGACGGCGGCCAUCUUCGGCCCGUCUCCGAUGGGCUGCCGGAUGCGGCCCAAGCCCGCGGGCCAAAAGUCCAGGGCCAGCAGGGUGAGGCUGUCCCUGCAGCUGCCCGAGACGACAGCGCCGGCCGCCCUGGACGAGUCCGCCGACCCGGUCAAGCCCAGCCGGCGGUACUCGGACUCCUCGGCCACGGUCAAGACCAAGCAGCGGUGCCUGAGCAUGCUGCUGCCCGUGGUGACCCAGGAAGACCUCAUGAACGUGCGGCUGCGCUCCGUCUCCAGCUCCGACAACGAGGGCGGCCGCUACGAGGGCUUCGCCGAGGCCAUCGCCGAGGAGGCGGAGAGAGACACCCCGACGCCCUCCAUCGAGAGCCCCAAGAACAAGCCGCCCGUCGCCCCCAAACCUGCGGCGUCCGCGUGGCAGCCGGUGGUGACCGCUCAGAAGGACCAGCCCGAGGCCCGGGAGCCCCAGCAACACAACGGCCCGGAGAGGAGACGCGCUCCGAUCCCCAAACCCAAGAGGUCUUCCCUCUCGCUGUCAGGCGGGGGCGCUGGCGAGCACCACGCCCAGCCCAACCUCGGCAGGUCGCUCUCCUCCAGCGUUUCGGAAACGCAGCUCCCGAGCAACGCCUUCCUGAGACAAAACACAGACUCUUACUUGUGCGACCCUAACGACAAGCGCAGGAUGGGUCCGCCCCAAGUCGCCAAGAAACCCGAGGUGCUCAUCCUGCCCAACGGCCACGGCGUCUGUAACAAGGACGGGAUGACCACCCACGUACCAGCACAUGCCACCCACGACCAGAGACUGGUUAACGGCAACGUUGCAAUGCAGUAUUAUAUGUCUACAGGACACAUGCACGGCAAAUACAAUACCAUGGGGAGAAACCCAUCGAGCGAGAGAUACCAGCACGGAGUUCCAGACCCACACAUGAUGCAGGGGUUUGGAGAGGGGCAAAACGAGGUGUUCGCCAGUAAGACGUCUCGUACAACUGAGGACCUGUUCACCAUCAUCCACAGGUCAAAGAGGAAGCUCCUGGGGCGCAAGGACUCCUUCGAGGGCCGUCCGAGUGACAUGGGCAUGCUGACCCUAGGGGGCACCCCUCGGGCAUCCACCCAGAACGACAGCUUCAUGGCCCUGCUGCGGAGGACCCGCAGUGCCAAGUCCGCCCCCGGUGGACGCAUCUCCGCCACGGAGCUCCUGAAGAGCUCCAAGCCCACCAACGCCGGCGGUCAGCCCUAUGACGCCACGCGACCAUGAAGCGACCACACACACACACACACACACACCUCUAAAACGUCUCAGCCCCACUUUAUAUCAAGUGUGCUUAUCAGAGUUAUCUCACAUGAAUAAAGAAUAGCACUGUGCACUUUUCCUGUAAGUAUAUAUAAUUACAUGUUGUUAUCCCAAACCCCAAAUCUCACCCACCUUAUCCACAGUUUCAGACUGUAAUUGCAUGUAUUUAUAUGGAAAGCACAUAAAUCUCAUCAGUUAAAAAAAAUAUAUGUACAUAGAACCUACGUACACUUCAUCUAAAGUGGGGCCAAUUUUUUUUCAGUUUGUUUUUGUUUGGCUUGUUUGUUUUGUCUGGUAAUUUCUAAUCGUGUUUUAACUACGUGAAUUAACAACAAAGUUAUAUGUCAUGAUGUUGCACAUUUUCAAGUGUAUGAAAAAUGCCAUAAAACAUAACAGAACACAACUUCAAGGCCGAAACAAUGCCAUAGUACAAAAGAUAUAGUGUUUUUGUUGUUGUGGUUGCUGUUGUUGUGUGCCUUGCCUGAGAGUUGCUCACCUGUGUAUGCCAAGGAUCUUUGCUUCGGAGUGAAUGGCCUGUAAAUAGCUUCUAACUACUACUGCACUGUGGCUGGGUAAUUUGAUUCACCAAAGGGGAAAUACAUCAGCACUUUACAUUAACCUUCCAUUAAAGAUACAGCCCGCCAUUCUGGAGAAAGAGUGUUGAUGUUUCAGCUCAACAGCCAGUGACAUCAUAGCCAUUCCCUCAGUGCUCCUGAGGCACAGUUAAGAGCAGCUGGACUGUGUGUGUAUGAGCACCAGUGGUUGGAAUGGGCAGCCCGGAAGACAAAAAAAAACAAAGCCGUGUGUGAUGAAUUAGAAUUGCGGACUGCACCUUUAAUUAACAUUAAUUCAAUGCAGGAGUUAGAACUUACCAAGUAUUAACACCAUCGAUGAUUACCCAGUGUUUGUUUCUGCUGAUGUUAAUGUUUUGUUCAUGAAAGCUAAUAAGCUGAACAACGUAAUGGAUUUCAUAUUUUCAAUGUUUCAUUAAUUAAGACUUUGAAUAUGAUGUCUAAUUUGUCCUAAGCUAAUCAUACAUUUCAGCUUUUAAUGUUAGCCUACAUACAAAAUAACUGAUUCUAAUGUUCAUGGUUUAUUUAACAUCAAAUUAUGCAUUAACUAAUGUAAGUUAAAGGAAUGUUAAUGUAGAGUGUUACCAGCAAUGCUUUUCCCCAACCACGUAUGUGUCAACACCCACUCAAAUAAAGCUGGUGGUGUAGAGAGAGUGAUGUUGUAUAAGACUGGAGUGAACUGGAGGACCAACCUGAACUGCUUGCUAUUUAAAUCUAUCUCUGUACAUGACAAUCAAAACAGAGCUCCUAGGGCUAGAAAGACCCGAAACUUUGAUGUGAUUUGAUGAGAAUGGGGUUGUGGGAGACGGGGUGGGGAAAUGCUUUUAUGAAAAAAUGUGAAUAGAAAUAUUCUACAGAUCUAUCUCUAAGAUAAUCAUAUAAUGUGCUGUUUGAGUGAAAUUCAGUGCUCUGAUCAAAGUAAUUAAAAACAUUUAUUC
Molecule: messenger RNA, 4167 nt
Organism: Sardina pilchardus (European sardine)
Lineage: Eukaryota; Metazoa; Chordata; Actinopteri; Clupeiformes; Clupeidae
Product: NHS-like protein 2
Exons: 4
Coding region: 342-2621 (759 amino acids)
Biological process (GO): cell differentiation
Source: RefSeq, a predicted model, not a curated record